Messenger RNA from Mauremys reevesii (Reeves's turtle), 5730 nucleotides. It is a transcript of the gene FRMD6, whose product is annotated as FERM domain containing 6. Bases 360 to 2192 code for a protein of 610 amino acids. The record is from RefSeq and is a predicted model, not a curated record. Gene Ontology annotation, biological process: positive regulation of hippo signaling. The transcript has 15 exons. Gene Ontology annotation, cellular component: cytoskeleton; cytoplasmic side of apical plasma membrane. Lineage: Eukaryota; Metazoa; Chordata; Testudines; Geoemydidae.
GUUCCCGGCUGGCGGCGCCGGGGCCGCGUUCCGGAGCUGGCCGCGCUCUGGGGCCGGCGGGAGCAGCGCGGAGCCGGGAGCCGGGCGCGGGCGGACGGAGUGCGGCAGCCUCUCGCCCAGAGUUUUAUAACUUGGCUGAAUUUGGGCAGUUCUUUAUGGGGACAGCAAAAGGCACAUCCCUUGCACAAAGGCCAUCCCUCUGCCAAAUCUAUGGCACCCCCGGAGAGAGAGGCCAGAACGUCCCUCCUGUGACGGGUUUGUGAUGAGGAGAAGCUGUUGGCUGCUGAGUGCUCUGAACCUGAGGUUUCUGCUGGGUCUCGGAGCGCCGCAUUGAACCACUAGAGAGAGCCCAGAACACAAUGAACAAACUGAACUUCCAUAAUAACAGAGUCAUGCAAGACCGCCGGAGCGUUUGUAUUUUCCUUCCCAACGACGAUUCCCUCAACAUCAUUAUAAAUGUUAAAAUAUUAUGUCGUGAGUUACUUGUCCAGGUGUGCGACCUUCUGAGGUUAAGGGAUUGUCAUCUCUUUGGACUCAGCGUCAUACAAAACAAUGAGCACGUGUAUAUGGAAUUAUCACAGAAACUCUACAAAUACUGCCCAAAAGAAUGGAAGAAAGAAGCUAGCAAGGGCAUUGACCAGUUUGGUCCCCCGAUGAUUAUCCACUUUCGAGUGCAAUAUUAUGUGGAAAAUGGCAGACUGAUCAGUGACAGAACAGCCAGGUACUAUUAUUACUGGCACCUGAGAAAACAAGUGCUGCAUUCCCAGUGUGUGCUGCGCGAGGAGGCCUACUUCCUGCUGGCAGCCUUCGCGCUGCAGGCCGACCUGGGGAACUUCAAAAGGAACAAGCACUAUGGGAAAUACUUCGAGCCGGAGGCUUACUUCCCUGCAUGGGUGCUGACAAAGAGAGGGAAAGACUACAUCGUAAAGCACAUUCCAAACAUGCACAAAGAUCAGUUUGCACUCACAGCCUCCGAAGCACAUCUUAAAUAUAUUAAGGAGGCAGUCCGGCUGGAUGAUGUCGCUGUUCAUUACUACAGAUUGUAUAAGGACAAAAGGGAAAUCGAAGCCUCAUUAACCCUUGGGUUGACAACGCGGGGCAUACAGAUCUUUCAGAAUUUAGAUGAAGAAAGACAGUUGCUUUAUGACUUCCCCUGGACAAACGUGGGAAAACUUGUAUUUGUGGGUAAGAAAUUUGAGAUUUUGCCAGAUGGUUUGCCAUCAGCCAGGAAACUCAUCUACUACACGGGCUGUCCCAUGCGCUCCAGGCACCUCCUGCAGCUGCUCAGCAAUAGCCAUCGCCUCUAUAUGAAUCUGCAGCCGAUCCUGCGGCAGGUCAGGAAACUUGAGGAGAAUGAAGAGAAGAAGCAGUACCGGGAGUCUUACAUCAGCGACACGGUGGACCUGGACAUGGACCAGCUGGAGAAACGCUCCCGAGCCAGCGGGAGCAGCGCAGGCAGCGCCAAGCACAAGCGCCUCUCGCGGCACUCCACGACCAGCCAUAGCAGCUCCCACACCUCCGGCAUCGAGGCGGACACCAAGCCCAGGGAGAUGGGGCCGGAGGACAGCUUCUUGGGCACCGCCGUGCACCGCAAACUGAAAACCUGCAGCUCCAUGACCAGCCAUGGCAGCUCCCACACCUCCGGGGUGGAGAGCGGGGGGAAGGACCGGCUGGAGGAGGACUCUCAGGAUGACGAAAUAGAAAUGCUGGUGGAUGACCCCCGAGAGCUGGAGCAGACAAAUGAGUCGCCCCUCGAGGUUAGCCCAGACAUGUGUAUCUACAUCACUGAGGAUAUGCUGACAUCACGGAAGUUUAACGGACACUCGGGGUUAAUCGUAAAGGAAGUGAGCUCAUCCACAUCCAGCUCUUCAGAGACAGUGGUCAGACUUCGUGGUCAAAGCAGCGACUCGUUGCCCCAGACCGUCUGCAGAAAACCAAAGACUUCCACCGACCGGCACAGCUUAAGCCUGGAUGACAUCCGGCUUUACCAAAAAGACUUCUUGCAGCUAGCGGACACUGCUCAGAGCUACACGUUUGGCUGUGGCCACGAACUGGAUGAAGACGGUCUCUAUUGUAACGGCUGCUUGGCUCAGCAGUGUAUCAAUAUCCAAGAAAGUUUCCCAGUGAAAAGAACGAGCAAAUACUUCUCUUUGGAUCUGACCCACGAUGAAGUUCCAGAGUUCGUUGUUUAAGCUCCACAGCUUUACUGUGGCAGGACUGGCUACCUGCACUAUUAGAAAGACUUGAAAUCUAUUGGUGUUUCCUUGAAAUGUCUGGUGCCAUAUGGGUUUUUUCCCUCCCCCUACACACCUUGCUCUUUGCUAGUACAAAUCAAGGCCUUAGUUACCAUUGCACUUUGAGCAGUACCCAGGCAGUAGGGAUAGAGAUUGUGUGGCAUGACAGAGCCUUGUCUAGGUCAAUCAGUCAGAGUGAGAGAGACUCUCUCUCUUAUUUGGAAGUAGUUUGUGCAAAACACUGAUUGUCUUAUUUCAGUUUGGAGAAGCACAACAUCGUUUCUUUAUUUAACCUAAUCAAAAAUAAUCCUGACUUUCGUCUUCCUGCCUCGGGAAAGCUCUCGAGUCUAGUCGGGUUUGUUUUGAGUCUAGUUGGGUUUGGGGGUUUUUUGUUUUGUUUUUUCCCCUCUAAAGAUGCUAUUGCCUCUUGUUGUAUAGCCAUCGCUUUAGCUUCUGUAGAUGCUAAAAAGAAAACCUCAGUUUCUUUGUUGUGUUCUGUCAAGCCAAAGAAAUGUAAAUUAUCCUAAAUGCCAGUAUCAAGAAGAUGAGAUUUAAGCAAUAACUAGACAAGAAACUCUAUGCAUGUUCAUGAUACCUUGGAAAACGGUGCGUUAAGUUGCAGUUGACACAGUGUGCGAUCCCAGUUCUUCCAAAAAUUUACUUUGGAAUAUAGUUCCAAACAGAGCUUUUGUUCAGCAUUUUGUAAAGUUUACAAAAAUCAGAUUGAUGUUACAUGGGAACUUAGAAAGCUUCUAAACUUCUUUAUUUUUUUUAAAGAAAAAUGAAAAAUAACAGAUCAUAUAUAAUGAUGUAGCAAUAAUGUUUGCUGACCAAAGUACCUUAAAUAUAUAUAAUAUACAUAUAUAAAUAUAUAAAAUUAUAUAUAUGUUUAUAUAUGUUUGGAUCUUUAUAGACCCUUUUUAUUUUUGUUCUAAAAUACUUUUUUUAUACAAAGAAUAUGCUUCCUUCCUUUAAUAAUACGUAUAGACAAUCAUUUUUUUGUUUUUUUCCUAAACUCUAACAUUCUGGAAGGUGAAAAAAUACUUUCCUAUUGCAAAUAAUAUGUAUGCAACUGCAUUGUUAGCAUGACUGUUUUCAGUUAACAUAGUUUUGUUUUUAUUUUAAAUAAGGCUUUUCAUGCAUCAUUAAAUACUUUCCAAUUUAAAUAGUUUCGAUGAAAGGAUGAAGAUGUUCUAUCAGAAAUGCAGCAGGUGCAGCUUUCGAGAUGGAGUGUCCUAAUGAAAUUAAAAUGAACAGGUAUUAUGAUAUUUUACCAUCAGUAAAUAUGGGGCAAAGCAUUACAGCAACUAAUAUUUACAGCACAAUGCCUUUUUUAAAAUGAAUGUUUUUAAUUAGGGAUUUAGUAUUUUACAGCCAUAGUUUACCAUAUUUUGAUUAUAUCAUAUUUUUAACUGGAAACUUUUCUUAACAAAAGGUUAUUUUAUAAAUAAGGAGUGUGAUAUUUUUAUAAGAAAUGCGGGUGUGUUUUUGCUAACAUUAAGGAAUUUAGAUUUUUCGAUACAGGGCAACGUAAUCAGUGUUAUUGCUAUAUGGGAGACAGUGUUAUAGAGCAAAUAAUGAACACUGCAAAAUUUGCUACAGCAUUGCUGCCUGAUACAUUUUUUUGCUAGAAAACCGGCCAGAUUUUCCAUAAACACUGGCUACUUUUCAUCACUCUGCUGCCAAGGUUGUGAUGGCUUUAUGUUGCCAGAGUGCAGAAAAGCAUUCAGAACAUACCAGUGAAUUUUGCCCAUUAUGUAUUAGUGUUUGCAUUGUGUGUAAGAUAGAUAGCCAAAUGCUGCCAUGGUACUCUCUAGCCAGUGCAGGGAGAGUGAGCAGUGCCGCAUGCAGGCGGCUCAAUAGGGGGCAGUAUUCGGUGGCACCCGGCACCUCACUGCAGUGUGCUGUGCAAUAGGACCACCCUACAACUGCUGGCCACCGCUUCCUGCAGAUGAUAGGAGAUGCACAGAUUAGCUGUGGGGCUAGAUCUGCACCGCUAUCCUCUAGACCAUCCCUAGCGCUGAGCAUCUCUUAGCCUCUCUUGCUAGCAACGGGGAGGAUCCGUAUCCGUUGGAAGUGGUUUUCCCUUCCACAACAGCACAAGCCAAAGCUAGAUCUAACUCGGGUGUGGGCAAAGUCUCCAAACCUUAGAAGUCCACCUUGCUGGCGUUGAAGCGUCUUCCCUCUCUACUGAGGCACGUUGAGUUCCUGCACAAAAGAUGAUCCCCUCCUGCAGAACAGGCAGAAUUUUCAGGUUCUAGGAUUGUAUCUCUGGGGAUGACCACAGAUCUAUGUACAUGGAUGUGUUUGAUAUAUACACUAUAUAUAUGCGUGCACACAGAGUAUAUACAACAUAUAUAAUAUACACAGCUAUAUCACAUUGCAGUUAUCAGAGUUCAACUCUCAAAAAUGGAGAAGAGGACUUAUUCUGAACUCACGGGGUCAGAUUUAUUUUUUUUCUCGCCAACUGAUUGGAUAAGCCAAAGUUUCUGUGGUCAAAAGGAUUGUACGAAAUACCUGCUCCUCUCAGUUUAUUCCCCUGUGGUGGUGUGCAAUAUGUAAGGUUUCCCUCCUACCCAUCUUCACACGUUCAUUGUUGGCAAACCCGUUUUCCUUGAAAUGGUAUGUGCUGCAUGUUGGUAUGACCCUGGCCAAACUGAAAGGUGUAAAGCACCCAUAUCAUUGAAGAGACCCCAGCAUGAUAUGAGCCCUAUUUGUUCUUGUUAUUUAUUUUGUUAAAAUAUAGAGGGAAGGAUGUAAUUAAAGGGUUAAGUAUGCAAAUAAUGCUUUAUGCAGUCAAGAAAGCAGGCUACUUUCAGUCCAGAUCCUGCAAUCCAGUCUGUACAAGACAGACCUUCUGCAAUCAUGCAGAGCCCUAAAGUUGUUCAUGGGCCUCUAUGAGGGUCUCCUGAUAUGGAUCCAAUUGUAGGAUCAGGGCCUUUUGCUUUAUACUCCAACCAAAAAGAGUCCGAAAUCAUUCACUUGAUGUCACAGACGUGGUGGUUUUGCUCAAGUUGUUCUUCUUGGAUUCACAAGCAAUUAACUUACAUGAAUAGGCAGCAUUGACCCCUAACAAGACACGUCCUUGCUUUUGUCAUAAUACUCAUAAUUUGUUGCAAAUCAUUCUUUGUAAGGCGGGGUGCAGGCAGUUGGAAAGGCAAUAUCUUGUAUUCUACACUUGGUACUAAAAAGCUGUAUGAUAUAAAAUUGUUAUUUAUUCUGCAUCGGUUAGAAAUCCCAAGAUGGUCAAUGUCCGGAUUUGGUGUCUGUUGCCUUCUGACAUGUACAUUGAUAGGUUUGCAGUAACGAGCUAUAUGCAUGCACAAACUAACUAAUCCUUUCUGUGAAAGGAUCUUCCUGUCAGGACCAUACGAGAGAGGGAGUGUGCGUGUGAAAACAUAGCGGAGUUAUUUUGUUACAUUGAAGUUUGUUAUGUGCCUUUCGUGGCACAGUUAGAGAUUACAAUAAAGUGACAGUUGUUUGCAUUACUAUGAGU